GGGAAUGAGCGCAGAGUGAAGCGCUCGGCUGUCCGUGUGGUGCGAGCGCUGUGCGGUCCACAAUGCCGCGGGUCCAGCGGUGUCGGCUGUAAUGAAGGACGGACCCCCUGACACCCCGCACUUUCUCUUCUUCGUCCCUGCAGAAGAUGGUGGCUGGCGGCUAAUUCCAACUUCGGACUCCUUGGUUGGACAUCAGACAGGCUUCUGCUGCUGUUUCGCUAAACACAACGACAAAGCUCCAAAGCAGGCGGGGGAAUGACUGCUGGAGAAGAAGCUGCUGGUAACAAGGGGUCCUGAGAUGACGGAAGUAGAGCCAGUGUUGGACUUUGCCUCCUCUGGGCGCUCGGGGAGGAGAAAUGCACUGCCUGACAUCCUGGGCUCUCCUGCAGGCGUAAACCCUGGCGACCUGCCUCUUAAGCUGGCUGAGCUGUCCCUCGAAGAUGGUCCGGGAGGGGCGCAGUCACCGACGGCGGAGGAGCCUCCAGCGCCGCCGGAGAGCUCAGAGGGCAAAGAGGGAUCAUAGGGACUCGUUUUUUCUUUACCUCCCCGGAGACCUGCAAAGAUAACCUGAGAGACGGGAUGAGAAACAAAAUAUAGGGUGACCUGGGGGAGAAGUAGGGAUUAUCUGUGGAGAGGCAGCGUGUUUGCGAAAGCAGCUGAGCCACGGAGGGAGAGUGACGGACCGACUCCCCAAGGACUGGAGCCAGGAGCUUAGGACUGUUUGGCACUCAGCACUAUCUGAAAAGAGUCAGACAUCACUUAGUAAUGAACCAGUGAGUGUGCGCGUGUGUGUGUGUGUGUGUGUGUGUGUGUGUGUGUGUGUGUGUGUGUGUGUGUAUAGUUGAGUUAUACACUCACCGCAGACGCUACACUGAGAAUAAACGGGACCAUGACAGAUUGUAAAAUGUACACUACUAUUUUUGUAUGAUUUAUUUAAAACUAAAGAAAAACAGGUUCUCAUAAGUCAAACUGUAAUAUGUACCAUGUCCUUGAAUUUCCUGCUGAUUUUUGUUUUAUAGUGAUGUGUGUUAUUUUACAAUAGUAGGAGGGGUUUGAUAGCAGCCUUUAGUGGCUCAAAGCUUUUUAAUCCAGCUGGAUACAAAAUGGCACAUAACACAAGAAAUAACACAUGACAUGAGAAAACUGUAGAUUUAAUAAAACUGGGAGCUCCUUGUGUUGUCUUGCUUUUACACUAAAUGUGUAUGAUUACUGUGUGUUUUCAAAUCGGAGGCUGUUGUACAGUAUACAAAUGUACAGUUUUUACCCCUCAUCUCAAGACUGUUUUGAUCCUAGCAACAACGACCAGGGAUUCCAUAAAUUUUUUUUAGGUGUUCAUAUAAUGUGAGACGUUAAGUUGGAGCUAUGUCCACAUCUUGAAACAUUCCAUUAGAGAAUAGGGUCACACUGCCAGCAAUCUACACGCUGCUUCAUUAUAAUACUGAGAAAAGUCAAAGAUUUCCUUUUUUCACUCAAAUCUACUUUUAAACAUCUCUUAAUUUUCCAAACCUCUGAAAAUGUGCCUAGUGGCAGUUCACAACCAAAAACCUGUGUUGUGUUCUUUCUCUGUGAAGUACUGUUGUUGACCAUUCUGGGCUACUGAUAUUUCCUGUUUUAAUAGGAGAGACCAUAACACAUCUUUACUGCUUGAACUCUAAAUGAAAGAAUAAACACUUUUGUAACAUUC
Molecule: messenger RNA, 1684 nt
Organism: Micropterus salmoides (largemouth bass)
Lineage: Eukaryota; Metazoa; Chordata; Actinopteri; Centrarchiformes; Centrarchidae
Gene: pkib
Product: protein kinase (cAMP-dependent, catalytic) inhibitor beta
Exons: 4
Coding region: 299-523 (74 amino acids)
Biological process (GO): negative regulation of cAMP-dependent protein kinase activity
Cellular component (GO): cytoplasm; nucleus
Molecular function (GO): cAMP-dependent protein kinase inhibitor activity
Source: RefSeq, a predicted model, not a curated record